AGCUGGAGCUCCGCUCUUCCGCGGCCUGAGUGACUCGGCGUCCUGCUUUCUGUAGCUCAAGAUUCUCAUCGUGUCUCAUUGUCCCCACUCCAGGUAACCCAAUCUCCUGGCAUCACACCCACAUUCCUGCUGCUGUUUCUGACCAUAGCUGCUGUGCUCGGUGGAUAAAAGGGAAAUCUAUCAUUUUCAAGUUUGUUCCUCUGAAGUGUCUUUCAUCAGCAUAUUGUGAAGAUUUUGUUAGAACCUCUAAGGUUCCAGUUGCAGCUCAUCUGUGGCAUGUGUGCUACAGCCAACUGUUUCUUCUAACUGAAAGGUGUUCAGAAUAUGAUCUAGACCUUAAGGCUUCCAUUACUGAGACCACAAGUGAGCCGCUUAUUAAGCUCUUGUGCCUGGAUCACCAGCUCUCCUGCCCAUUCAUCAUGCCUCGGAAGCAGAAGAGAAAGCCUGCUGCUCCUAAGAAAAUCCACCCUGUCAAAGGGGAGACCCAGGUAAUUCAGGAAGCACAGGCUACUACUACCGAGAAGAGAAUAUUACGCUCCUCAUCUACUCCUUUGGAGGUUACCACUCACGCAGAUUCUGCUUCUCAGUCACAAAGCCCUCCAGAGAGAUCGCAGAGAGAAGUUUCUGCCACUGAAGCAACAGAUAUGCCAAACCCGAGAUCGAAUGAAGGAACCAAAUGCAAAAGUAAGAGAAAGCACUGCUCUCCUCAGCCUCAGCUCUCCACCGAGCAGUCUCCGGAAGAUGCACUAACCGAGGCAGAUAUGCCAAACCCGAGAUCGAAUGAAGGAACCAAAUGCAAAAGUAAGAGAAAGCACUGCUCCCCUCAGCUUCAACACUCCAGCAAACAGUCUCCCCAAGAUGCACUAACCAAGGCAGCAAGCAAGUUGGUGAACUUCAUCAUUGAAAUGUACAAGAUGCAAAAACCUAUUAUGAAAAAGUCUAUGUUGAAGAUUAUCGAUAAAAAGUAUAAGAAACGCUUCCCAGAACUCCUGGGAAGAGCUUCUUUCAACAUAGAAGUGGUAUUUGGCAUGGAAUUGAAGAAAGUUGAUGCCACCAAGCCAUCUUAUGCCCUUGUCAGCAAAAUGAAUCUCCCCUACAAUGGAAUGCUGCGUCGUGACAGGGGAUUUCCGAAGACCGGUCUCUUGAUGAACCUCCUGGGAGUGAUCUUCAUGAAUGGCCACUCUGCCACUGAGGAGAAGAUCUGGGAAUUCCUGAAUAAAAUGAAAAUAUACGAUGGAAAGAGACACUUCCUUUUCGGGGAGCCCAGGAAGCUCAUCACAAAAGAUCUGGUGAAGCUGAAAUACCUGGAGUACCGCCGGGUUCCUGGUAGCAAUCCUCCUCAGUAUGAAUUCCUGUGGGGCCCAAGAGCCUAUGCUGAGACCAGCAAGAUGAAAGUCCUGGAGUUUUGGGCCAAGAUCAAUGAUACCGAGCCCAGCGCCUUCGAGUCCAGGUAUGAAGAGGCUUUGAGAGAUGAAAAAGAGAGAGCUGAUGCCGUCAUUUCACUCAGCGACAGCACUGAGGACACAGAUAGCGAUAGUAUUCCAUUCCCUUGGGAAGAGUUUUUCUUAUAGUUACUGAAGGUGAGGAAGAUUGUUCAGGUUGGAAUUGAAGAAAGCAGCCAGUGUUCCCAGUAGUGAAGGGUGGCAGUGUCUGUAGGGAGCAGAGUGUAGCACUUUUUUGUGUUCCGAUUUCACAUGGGCAGUGUUGGAGAUUUAUCUGUAUUUACACCCACACACACAUGCGCACACACACACACAUAUAAUUUUUGUAUUGUUAACACUAUAAGCUUAUGAAAGAUUUUUCUCACGGUUGUUCAUCAGUUUAAAAGUUUUAUUUUGUAAAAUUACGAUGAAAACCUUCAUUAUCAUUACUGAUAUGGUGAAUUUGGAAUAAGCAUUUCUUUCAGAAUAUGAAGAAUAGCAAAAAAGUACAUGGGAUAGAGAAAAAGAAAUGUUUUUGGCAGUUAA
This is a messenger RNA of Chinchilla lanigera (long-tailed chinchilla), 1967 nucleotides long. RefSeq names its product melanoma-associated antigen B3-like. Bases 420 to 1571 code for a protein of 383 amino acids. Gene Ontology annotation, biological process: negative regulation of transcription by RNA polymerase II. The record is from RefSeq and is a predicted model, not a curated record. NCBI's taxonomy places the organism in Eukaryota, Metazoa, Chordata, Mammalia, Rodentia, Chinchillidae. Gene Ontology annotation, cellular component: nucleus. The transcript is spliced from 5 exons.